AUGAAAGAAAGUUGGACUCUCUGGACAGCAUACUGACUAACAGCUGGACUAUCAUUUGUCAGACUUAGCCUGUAGACAUUUCUGAUUCUGAUCCUAAGUUCGUCCAAUAUUUGACGCAUCCAACAUCAUCAUGGCUGAGUCCAGUUUCCCUUUACCUCCAGAGGAUUACUGUCCACUCUGUGUGGAUACGCUGAGAGACCCGGUCACCAUCCCCUGUGGUGACACCUACUGUCUGGAGUGCAUCAAGAUCUACUGGGACCAGUUUGACCACACGGGUGUGUACAGCUGCCCGCAGUGCCACUCCACCUUCACACCACGGCCCGUGCUGAGACGCAAUCUGCCCGAUGUAAGCCACGAGCCGCGGCGCCAGCUCCCGGAGCUCACCCCUUUCCCAUACAUGCAGCGGGAAUCCUUCUGCGACUUCUGCGUUGGUCGUCGCAAGAAGGCCGUGAAGUCGUGCCUCAUGUGCCUGGCCUACUACUGCGAAACGCACAUCAAGCCACACUACGAGUCGUCCACCUUCAAGAGACAUAAGCUGGUGGAUGAGACGGGCCACCUGGACAGGAAGAUCUGCCCCCAGCAUGAGAAAGGCCUGGAGCUGUUCUGUCGCUCUGACCAGAUGUGUAUCUGUGUGCUGUGUACUGUCAAAGAGCACCGCGGCCACAACAUUACCUCAGCGGAGGAAGAGCGCAUCGAAAAACAAAAAGUCCUGGUGGUCACCCAGACUGAGGUCCAGCACAUCAUUCAAGAGAGGAUGAAGGAGCUGCAGGACCUCAAACACAAUGUGGAUGUUCUCAAAAGUGCUGCCCAGCGAGCACAGGCAGAAACUGAUAAGACCUUCCACGAAAUGCUGCAGGCGGUGGAGCGCUGGAAGGCUGAAAUCCAUCAGAUGAUAACAGCCAACAUGCAGUCGGCGAUGUCUCAGGCUGAGGGCUACUUGGACCGUCUGGAGCAGGAGAUACUGGAGCUACAGCGCAGAGAUGCAGAGCUAAGGCAAAUCCUCGAAACAGAGGACAACAUUCACUUUCUGCAGAAUUUUCCGACCCUGUGCGUUCCUCCUGUGGCCAUGGUGCCCAAAGUGCUCAUCAACCCUCAGUUCUCCUUUGGAGAGAUGAGCAAGACGGCCACCGAGAUGAAGGAACAUCUGGACAACAUCUGUAAGACGGAAUUGAGCAAAAUCUCAAAGACAGUUAGUGAAACCCCCGUGUAUAUACUUCUGCCGAGAAAUGGAGAGAAACGACUCAAAGUUCCUUCCAGAGUUGAUUUUCAGGAGCCAAAAACCAGGACGGACUUCUUAAGAUACUGCUCCAAGAUGUCCCUGGAUCCAAACACAGUAUACAAAGAGCUGGCCCUGUCGGACGGGAACCAGAGGGUCACAAGGAGGAAAGCAGUCCAGUUUCAUCCAGAUCACCCAGAACGCUUUGAUGGCUUCUCCCAGGUGCUGUGCAAAGAGCCUCUGACUGGGUUCAGAUUUUACUGGGAGGCCGAGUGGAGCGGGGAGUUUUCCAUCGGGGUGGCCUACAAGAGCAUCAGUCGCAAGGGGAAGAAUUCCCACAGCCUGCUGGGCUACAACCACAAGUCUUGGAGUCUUCUCUGCUCCGACUCGGGCUACUCUGCCUGGCACAAUAAAGUAGACAGAGACCUUCCUGAAGCUCCCAGGGCCACACGAAUCGGCGUGUACCUGGAUUAUGCAGGCAGCACUGUGGCCUUUUACGCAAUAACAGAGACUAUGGAGCUUAUCCACAGAUUUAAAGCUCAGUUCAGUGAGCCUUUGUAUGCUGGCUUUGGUGUGGGCUCCUCUGUUACCCUCUGCCCGCUGAAGCAGAAGCAGAAUCCCACGCCUUACUGAGAUGUACAGGUACUGUUAAAUACUAGCUGAACAGUACAAUGUAAAGUAAUUGUCUGCGUAAAAAUAUUUAUAUAUAAUAUUUUAAGGCUAUUAUUUUGAAUACAUAUGUCAGGGUUUUUGUUUCAUGCAAGUUCCUGUUGGGAGAAAUAUAUAUUGAUGUACACCCUAAGUAACAAUGCAAUCUUCUAAUAACAGAAGGCCUAUAUUCAAUUGGG
Molecule: messenger RNA, 2064 nt
Organism: Anarrhichthys ocellatus (wolf-eel)
Lineage: Eukaryota; Metazoa; Chordata; Actinopteri; Perciformes; Anarhichadidae
Gene: ftr84
Product: finTRIM family, member 84
Exons: 7
Coding region: 131-1849 (572 amino acids)
Molecular function (GO): zinc ion binding; protein binding
Source: RefSeq, a predicted model, not a curated record